Messenger RNA from Rubroshorea leprosula, 425 nucleotides. Lineage: Eukaryota; Viridiplantae; Streptophyta; Magnoliopsida; Malvales; Dipterocarpaceae. The record is from the annotation of a GenBank genome assembly.
AGUGGAGUUGACAAAAAUUAAAAUUGAGAGAAGAACCAUAAGGAUGAUAGGGAAAGUUGUGCUUCUGAUCAUCUUGAUAAUUGCCAACCAAGCCUUGAAUGGGGAUUGUAGCAGAACGUUGGAACGGCAAAUUAGGCCAAGUAAUGGCAUGGAGGUCUCGAAAGCAAAAGGUCCUGUCUCGCCUUCUGGGCCAUGUCAUCGCACUUACGUUCCCGUUGGUGGGCCUCCUUGUAAAAUUCAUAGGUGAUGCUUGUUUUUCAUGUUUAUUCAAUCUGUGUUGUUAAUAUAUUUCAAGGUUCCCCUAUGUUUGCUGGGAAAAAUAAAAUUCCAGCAAUUGCUGUAUAUAUUUGCUUGAUGUUUGAAGUAGAAUGCUGUAGUUAUUUUCGUUUCUUUUCUUUUCUUGGUAAUUAAUACAAUGUUAUAGC